This is a messenger RNA of Notechis scutatus (mainland tiger snake), 3518 nucleotides long. It is a transcript of the gene ZDHHC8, whose product is annotated as zDHHC palmitoyltransferase 8. Gene Ontology annotation, molecular function: palmitoyltransferase activity. The record is from RefSeq and is a predicted model, not a curated record. Lineage: Eukaryota; Metazoa; Chordata; Lepidosauria; Squamata; Elapidae. Gene Ontology annotation, biological process: protein palmitoylation. Gene Ontology annotation, cellular component: Golgi apparatus.
UUCCCCCUUUUAUUUUUCCUCCUCUUCCUACCCCUUUUCCCCUCCCUUCGCUUGUUCUCGCUGCAGUGCAAGACCUUCAUCUCGGGGGCUUUCCCCACACCCUAGCCCUCCCCCCCUUUCUCUUUCUCUCUCUCUCUCUCUCUCUCUCUCUCUGGCUCCCCAGUGCCUCUUGGAUACUCUGGAUUAAUGCACAGUGAUGUAUAAUCCACAGAAUGCCCAGCAGUAUCGGAAAAAGAUUUAAACCGACAAAAUACAUCCCUGUCUCUACUGCAGCCGCCUUACUAGUGGGGUCAACUUCGCUCUUUUUCGUCUUCACGUGCCCGUGGUUGACCAGAGCCAUCUCCCCAGCUGUUCCACUCUACAAUGGGCUCGUAUUCCUGUUUGUCCUGGCAAACUUCAGUAUGGCCACGUUUAUGGACCCGGGCGUCUUCCCACGAGCCGACGAAGACGAGGAUAAAGAUGACGACUUCCGAGCUCCGCUCUAUAAGAACGUGGAGAUCAAAGGCAUCCAAGUUCGGAUGAAAUGGUGCGCCACCUGCCACUUCUACCGCCCUCCGCGUUGCUCCCACUGCAGCGUUUGCGACAACUGCGUUGAGGAUUUUGAUCAUCACUGCCCUUGGGUUAAUAACUGUAUCGGAAGACGAAACUACCGCUAUUUUUUCCUUUUCUUGCUGUCUUUAAGUGCCCACAUGGUCGGCGUGUUCACCUUCGGGCUUAUCUAUGUCUUACACCAUGCUGAAAAAGUGGGCGUGGCCCAUACUGCCGUUACGAUGACAGUCAUGUGUAUCGCUGGGCUGUUCUUCAUUCCAGUGAUUGGCUUGACUGCUUUCCACAUCGUUUUGGUGGCCCGAGGACGCACAACCAACGAGCAGGUGACGGGUAAGUUCCGUGGAGGAGUCAAUCCUUUUACUCAAGGAUGCUGCGGGAACGUGGAACAUGUCCUCUGCAGCCCCCUGGCUCCUAGGUACAUUGUGGAUCCCAAGAAGAAGGAGAUGGUUAGUGUGAAGCCCCCUUUCCUGAGGCCGGAUCUAAAGGAGCGACAGAUCACUGUCAAAAUAAGUGACAACGGUGUUCAAGCCAACCUCAACCAGAACAAGUCUAAAAUUAGCCUUGAAGGGCUGGACGAAAAUACCAUGGAUAUACAGCCUCCACUUCCACCCAAGGGGGAUUCCAGUAAAUACAGUGAACUGGGAAGCAAUGAAGAGACCAGCCUUUCUCCCAAACUGAUCAGCCCUCCUACACCUGCCAUGUACAAAUAUCGCCCUGCUUUCAGCCACAACUCUAAAGUCCAUUAUCAUGGAACAUCUGAGCAGAUCUCCCUCCACGAAGGACUCAGGCAAAGCUCCUUGGCCGAUGACAAUGACAGCAGCCUGGAUUAUCAAUCUGAGCCCAGCAUGGAGCUCCCCAACUAUCGGAAGAGUUCCCUUCACAAGACCUAUCAGUCUUCUCCGCUCCAAGCGGAUUCUUUUGCGGCCAACUCCAGAUCCCUAAGUCUGAAAGCGGGUGGCCGGAGAGGCCCCGACAAACUGCCCCUCCAUCCCAUGAAAUCCGAAGGGGUGACCUCCACCCCCUACAAAAGCAUCUUUGCCCCCAAUUCCCUCUCCAACAGGAAUGGGAGCUUAUCCUAUGACAGCUUGCUCAACCCCAUCUCCCCAGCCGGGAAGCGGUGCAUCGCGCACGCCGCGGUGGGCUCCGUCGGGUACCACUCGCCAUAUUUGUCUGCCAAAAUGUGCCAUCUGAGGGGCAGGGAACUCCAGCGCCCGUCUCCCCAGACCUUUAGCCCCGGGCAAGGUGGGCUGACCCAGCACCCGCGAGACCCCUCCCCGGUCCGCUACGACAACCUGUCGAAAACAAUUAUGGCGUCCAUUCAAGAAAGGAAGGAGAUGGAGGAGAGGGAGAAGCUCCUGCACUCUCACCCAGACUCCGUGUUUGCAGAUUCAGGGGUGUAUGACACCCCAAGUUCUUACAGCCUUCAGCAAGUCAGCCUGCUCUCGGACGAUCCCCGCAGCUUAGUCCUGAGAUACGGCUCCAGGGACAAUUUGAUGCCCCACAGCAGCUUCAGUGCACGCAACCCAGCUUUGCAGACCUCUGUUUCUUCCCUCUCCAGCGCCAUGACCCGAGUGUCAAGGACUUCCACACCUUCUCUCCAAGCAGACCUAGCCAAUAACAACAUCCAAGCCCAUCAGGCGCUGCAGGGCAGGAUGAGUAACGGCUCCUACAAAUCACCAAGCCACCAAGUUCCUUCAUCUCCAAGUGGGAUCCCCCGGUCUCCCUCGUACGGGGCUCCAAAAUCCAUCUCCUUUGUGAACACGAUGGAGCUGACCGAAGCUCAGUCCAUAGGCACUGCGAGAGAGGACGUCCCGCUGAAGACUCCCCACAGUAAAAUCAAUGGACAGCCAAAGGGCCUUUCCAGAGUCGAGGGUCGAAUAGGCUCAAUGUCUAAUGUCCAAGCUCCUGUGAGCCCAGCUAGACACUCAAACGUUAAGAAGGUUUCUGGGGUGGGUGGAACAACGUAUGAAAUUUCAGUGUAAACAAAAGAAGAAGAGUAAGAAUUAUGGGAAAAUAAGACACUCCUGGAAAGUCCAUCUGUGGAGCUAUAUCUACUGUGAAGAUCCAAGAGGAACAGAAGGAGGAAACCAACUGCUGGGUAUUAUUUCAUGGCUGGACUUAUGAUUUUUUUUCCCCCCCAACCAUCUUGAAAAGGUAACAUGGAGGUCCCCCUCUGCCAGCCAAGGCCGGCUGUAGCCUUAUUCUUCAAAGGAUGAUGCACUUGGCACAGCUCAUUGGAUACUUCCUGGGCAGACUGACCCGCCUACCACCGACAAUGCCAGCUGUAUCAAACAACAGCAAAAACCAUUGUGCAUUUGUCUUUGUCCAUCCCAUCCUGUCCUUAGAUCUUGUUGCUUUCUCCUCCACCCUUUGCUUCAAGUCUCCAGGCUGGUUGAAGGCCAAGAUGAAGAAGGGAUGGAACUCAUGAGGAAGAAGGGAUGGAACCCAACAAGUUUCUGGUUUUCUCGUUUCAGCCCAUCUGUGAUCUAUACAAAUCUCGGAAGACCUGUGUUUGAGGCAAGCAAGCGCUACCUAAUUUAUAGUCUUCUGGGCCCUCAACCGUUUCCUUAGCUGUGGUGGUCUUCUUAAUUCAUUUCAGGGGGUGGCCGAAGGGAAUCAGGUUUGUGCAUCCAUGCUUUGGGCCACACGUACAUCUUCCUCCUGUUAGGAUGAGUGGGAAAUUCAUGCGCAUAUGGAAACUGGCAUAACCAUACACUCACAAGAAUCUUAAUCUACCAAAGGAAGGUUGAUGGACACCACUUGAGUCUUGUGCAGUCUCUUAGAUGCCAUCCUUUGGGCCAAGAAUGGGGACAGUUUUCUAGCCAUCUUCUUACCACCUGCUAAAGUAUCUGAAACUAUAAUGGCCCAUGAAGAGUUGCACAAAUAAAGGACUUAUCUCCCCCCGCCCAUAUUUGGACAAUUCUAGGUAGGUUUUCAGACAUUACCAAUAACCACGUCCUUCUUUUGAA